This is a messenger RNA of Amoebophrya sp. A25, 1597 nucleotides long. Lineage: Eukaryota; Dinophyceae; Syndiniales; Amoebophryaceae. The record is from the annotation of a GenBank genome assembly.
AGCACUUGGGACGCACACGCAAGCCUGCUGUCUUGAUGGUGUCGUGUGUGACAGCUGCAGCGGUAAUUUUCAAGGCUCGACGGGAAAAAAGUUGUGACUGUGACGAAAAAGGAUAUUUGACCAAAAUCGUACUUUUUUCAAAGAGCAGCUGAGUGAGGCUUGCACCAUUUCUCAUCUCCCCUGAGAGAACCUAUUUGUUUGAAGUCCGCCUCGAAUUGUUCGAAGAGGAAAAGGAAAAGGGGCUUAAAUAACACCGAGAAAAAGAAACUCAAACUUUGUUUUAAGUUUAUAACAAGAAAGGAGCUUACACCGCUGCCUCCUAUGGUACUCCAACAUAAGUCUUCUAAGCAAAUUAACUAGUUCCCUGAAGAGCUGUUUCCUUUUCGAUACGCUGCUUGUAAUUGUCUCUCUGCUCACAGGAGCAAAAAAAACAAAAGAUGGCGGAAAGCGAUAUCCAAAUCACUUUCGAUGAGAAGAACCAUAUCCGGGUCCUUGACCCGGAGAAGUUCAAAGAAAUGGACCAACUGGCUUCCAGUGCUGCAGAAUUUCAGAGUCAGAUUUUAUGGUGAUACUAGUACCAUAGCUCCGAAGUAGAACUUCAUCACACUGGGCCCCGCCCCUCAAUAUACAGAUGCUACUACUAGCUAGGCUUGCUACCUACCAACAGUUAUCCAUCCAUUAAACUUUUGAAGAAUUGGAGGCUGCGCGAAGUUUUGAUUAUUCAACUAGGUAAGCGGGGUUCUCAAUGUUCAAUCAUCAAAGCGUCCUGGGUGCGAGGGACCAUCUAGAGCUCUAAGAAUCGCAUCCUUCCAGAAUACGGUCCAGACCUUGGUCGAGGUACUCGAUACGCAAGCAAAACGUAUCGAGUUCGAAAAACUCAGGUAGUACCUAUUACCUUGAGGUAGUCUGCACUGAAUUUUGUGUAAUUUUCCCUGCCUUUGCUCCUAGGCUUGACCAUUUUGGAAUCGUAGGGGCAGUAGCGUAGUUUGUUAAGGAGAUUAAGAACUCCCCCCUACGCCGGUAGCUACGCGGAAAAUGCGCAGGUAGGUUUUGACUUAUCGGAACUCGCUUGCAAAAUACGCAGGUAGGUUUUGAUUUAUCGGAACUCGCUCACGAUACAAAAAAAAAAAGCGAGAACAAUUGUAUUGUAUUGUACUGCUUCUCAGCAAUUAAUUAAACAUUACACCUCUCGAAUGGGUACACUACUACUACUACUACGUACUACCACAGGGCGAUUGGCCAGAGAAACAUGGCGGAGAUGGAGAGUGAAAAUCGACGAAGGAAACAGCAGCAGAUGCGUGCACUGAUCGCAAGCAAGGAAGCUGAGCUGGCCAGACUACAGACGCACUACUUGAGUCUAGAAAAAGUCGAACGGGAACAAAAGGCUAUGAUCGACCGCUUGAGUAACAAUGAUGGCUGAUUGUUGAAAGGUGUUGGGCUUGGUGAGGAUGUUGUUGUAGUAUGCAGUAGGAUGCUUUAUGUACGGCUUUCUUGGUUUGGUCAUAAAGGGUUGAAAUUGAGAACUCCUUGUUGUUGCUAGCAAGGUGGAAUCGUAGGACAGGGAGAUGGAACAAAGCAUGGAACUGUUGCUUCAUAU